AUGGGAAAUGCUCCCUCCCCACCUCCCGCCCCUCUCCCAAACAUUGCUACAACAGCAACAGCAUACACUAUUGAAGCAGAUUCACCACCGGCUAUAGAAGACACGCUGGAAGACAACAGCAAUAGCAAGAAAUGGUCCCUCAAAACGAGAGAGAUCCUGCAUCGCGUGGAACGCUCCCAUGAUCGUAUCCCAGUGCUCCGCAAGAUCCCGCUUCGUGCGAUCGGGAUCAUCCUUUUUAUUGCGUUUUUGAAUGUGAUUGUUUGGAUUGCUGCUGCUAUUGUGUUGGUACGUUUUGUGCUUCGUUAA
Molecule: messenger RNA, 306 nt
Organism: Monascus purpureus
Lineage: Eukaryota; Fungi; Ascomycota; Eurotiomycetes; Eurotiales; Aspergillaceae
Source: the annotation of a GenBank genome assembly